AUGUCGAAGAAGGAUGUAUCUGUCCACGAAGGAGCCAGUCCAGAGCUUGAGAUCGGACUUUCCCUGGGUCUGUCCGAGGCGGAGCAGAAACGCAUCAAGCGACGCAUCGACAGGCGGCUGAUCCCAAUCGUAGGGCUUAUGUACUGUGUCUCCCUGGUCGAUCGCACCAACGUUGCCGCUGCCAGCGUCGCCGGUAUGAUUGAGGAUCUGAACUUGAUUGGAAACCGAUACUCGGUAAUCACUCUCGUCUUUUUCACCACGUAUAUCGUCUUCCAGCCUCCGUCGACGAUUUUGGUGCGCAUACUGGGUCCGCGCGUGCAUCUCGGUGGCAUCACGCUGCUCUGGGGUGCAGUCAUGAUCGGGAUGGGCUUCACGAGGACGUGGGAGCAACUGGCUGCUCUGCGUGUCGUUCUUGGCUUGUUUGAAGCCGGAUUCUUCCCAAGCUGCAUCUAUCUCCUCAGCACCUGGUACACGCGCUACGAAAUGGGGACGAGGUACAGCUUGUUCUACGCCUUUGGAGCUGUCGCCGGAGCCCUUGCGGGCCUCAUGGCUUAUGGUCUGGUACACAUGGACGGGAUCCGCGACAUGCGAGGAUGGCGCUGGCUCUUUGUCGUGAAAGGCAUCCUCACCUGUGUGAUAGCCCUGGCAGGCUUUCUGCUGCUGGUUGACUUUCCAGACUCGAACCGGAGCACCUGGAGGUUUCUGUCCCAGAGCGAGCGCGCCUGGGUCGUGUCGCGCGUGGAUGCCGACCGGGGCGAUAGCACAGUGACCAAAUUCUCCCUCAAACGCUUUGCUGGGCAUGGCCUGGAUUUCAAACUAUGGCUGUUCGGGCUGCUGUUCUUCUUUACCUCGUCGCAAGGCUACGCGCUCUCCUUUUUCACCCCCAUCAUCCUGACUACCGGCAUGGGCUUUGACGCCACAAUGACCCAGAUUCUGCAGAUUACCCCGAUGCUCUGGGGUGCCUGCUGCAUGUUUGCCAUCGGCUGGCUGGGCGACCGAUGGAGGGUCCGCGGGCCACUCAUCGUCUUCAACAUGACCGUUGCCAUCGUGGGGCUUGCCUUGAUCGGCUUUCACAGCCUGACGGGGGUGCGGUUUCUCGGGCUAUUCCUCGCGAGCGGGGGCUCCAACUCCAACAUUCCGUUGAUCAUGGCCUACCAGGCAAACAAUAUCCGGGGCCAGUGGAAGCGCGCCUCGGCCAGUGCAAUCCUGGUGGGGCUGGGGGGUGUCGGAGGCAUUGCCGGCAGCCUCGUAUUUCGCCCUUCGGAUGCUCCUCUGUUUCGGCCGGGUCUCUGGGCCUGCAUCGCGUUCUGCGUCGCCAGCAUUGUCCUGGUGCUUGUGCUUAGCCCCUACUUCUGGUACAUGAACCGCCGGGCUGAUCGGGGCGAAAUCGUCCUUGAGGACGAAGAAGACAGAGAGGUACGCAUUUUUGUUUCCUGA
Molecule: messenger RNA, 1437 nt
Organism: Aspergillus versicolor CBS 583.65
Lineage: Eukaryota; Fungi; Ascomycota; Eurotiomycetes; Eurotiales; Aspergillaceae
Exons: 5
Coding region: 1-1437 (478 amino acids)
Biological process (GO): transmembrane transport
Cellular component (GO): membrane
Molecular function (GO): transmembrane transporter activity
Source: RefSeq, a predicted model, not a curated record